UCGAUCGAAAAGUUUCUGGAUUGAAGUGUGUUGCACUGACGAUUAAAAUAUCUGGACCUUCAAGGGGAUGACAGAAAGCAAGCCGAGGAUAAUGAUAUCGAUGAUGUGAAGACAGUGUUUUCUUAAAGAACCAUAAACCCUCUACGAAUAUGGCUCGUAUGGAUAAAAUACUUGCUAAUUAAAAAAUGGAUAUCCAAAAAAGCACUCCGGUCAUGGACACAGCACAAACGACCUUUGACCCUCGAAUAACAGAGGAACUGGACAGUAAGCCUCACUUCCGGUCUCUUUGGCGGGAAAAUUGGGUGUCGGUUUUGACAGAUUGUCUGGUGUUUGGAAGUUUCGGAAUGGGUGUGGCAAUACUUGGACCUACAUUGUUUGACCUUGGGUGUCAGACAAGCGCCAGUUUACGGGAGCUUCAAUGGGUUUUCUUUGUACAGCUUCUCUUAACCUUAGUGGGCUCAGUUUCAGCCGGGUGUCUCGCACAACGAUUUGUCCCUGUCCAUGUGCUAAUGUUGAUUGGUAUGAUUGGUCUCCCCUUCACCACGCUGUUAGUUCCCGCCUGUACAGAGUUUGGAGAACUCCUGGUGAACCUGAUGCUAAUGGGAUGGUGUAUGGGGUGUAUAGACUGUGUCGCCAACCUCAGAAUGAUUCUCAGAUUUGGAACAAAUGUCUCUCCAUUUCUGCAGGCUAUGCACUUUUGUUACGGUCUUGGAGCAUUCAUUAGUCCCAUGAUAGCAGCACCAUUUACACUUGAUGUGGAUUGCUCACAGCCAAUGCAUGGCAAAUUAACAAAAGACUUUGUAACUACAUCGAAUUAUAGCCAAUCCGAGGUCACAACACAACCUACAGUGUCACGUGCUCAACAUCUUAGCCACUCAGAAAGGGCUUUCUUUAUUCUGGCUAGUAUCCAAUUUUUCUUUACAGCUAUUGUGAUAGUGGUGAUUAUCUUAGAGAAGAAGCAUAUUAUAUCUUCAGGAGCAGCUGUUUCCCAGUCGGCCAGUUUGGCUUCAGUUCGCUCUGAAUCAUCAGAUCAAAAUAUGAGAGAUAUAAGUGGACAAACCUACUGUUUCUGCUUUGGAACAAGAGAAAUCGUGGUAAUUAUUCUAAUUACUUCAGCAUCCUUGUUCUUCUACGAUGGAUUGCAGUCCUCCUACGCUGACUAUAUAUAUUCAUUUGCCGUAAAAAAUGUGAAAGGUCUUCACAAAGGAGAGGGAGCUUAUUUAAACGCUUGUUUCUGGGGAACAUUUGCCCUAGGCCGACUAAUUGCCAUUCCGUGUGCCACAAGACUGACUGCUGCCUUUAUGCUCACCUGUAACUUAGGAGGAUGUAUUCUUGCUCUUUUAUUCACACUAAUAUUUCGAGGCAACCAUGUUGUAGCAUACUUUGGCACAUGCGUAUUUGGACUCUUUCUAAGCAGCAUGUCGCCAACCAUUAUGUCACUGACGGAACAAUUUAUUGACAUCAAUGCUCCAAUAGCGUCAUGUCUGGUAGUUAGUGCGGCCCUUGGUGAAACACUCUGUCCAGUGAUUGUAGGCAACCUUUUUGUAGCAGCUGGCCCCCCAAGUUUCCUAGUAUUCUGUUUUGUGAUCGCCGUACUAUCAGGAAUUCUGUUUGGUGCUCUUUACUUUUUUGGCAGAAAUACUCCAAAAUACAGAGGACUGAAGCCAGGAUCCUUUAUCUGGAUAACAAAGUUCGGAAACCCCAAGGAAGAAACGAAUCCAUUUAAACCCAUAUCUGUCAGAUAUUAUUCAGAAAAGGAUGAAUAUAAAAGGCAUUCCCCAGAAGGGGAAAUAUCAGAAUUUCCAAAGAAUUUCAAUGAAAAUGAGAAACAAUAAUGACAAGGUUGUUUUUUUUUCAUUUUAUGAAGAAUCGACUGCAUGUGCAUGUAAAAAAAACCGUGUUGAUGUGCAUGGAUUCUACCAUCUCAGAAGAGAUUUCAAACACUUUGAUAUUCCAUUGAGGAAUUAUUAAACAGUAAUGAAAGACAAAAUAAAAAAAAAACAGACCAAGUAAUUAUUUUGUUUGAAUUUUUAUACUUAGAAAAUUAAUAAGAUCGACAUGUUUUUCUCCCUGAAUUGUUAGCAGUGAUUUUUGAACAUUGAGAUAUUUGGAGACAAAUGCAA
Messenger RNA from Saccostrea echinata, 2123 nucleotides. Its product is annotated as major facilitator superfamily domain-containing protein 4A-like. Bases 186 to 1835 code for a protein of 549 amino acids. The record is from RefSeq and is a predicted model, not a curated record. The transcript is spliced from 11 exons. NCBI's taxonomy places the organism in Eukaryota, Metazoa, Mollusca, Bivalvia, Ostreida, Ostreidae.